Messenger RNA from Podospora anserina S mat+, 1068 nucleotides. RefSeq lists its product as uncharacterized. Gene Ontology annotation, molecular function: dihydroorotase activity. Gene Ontology annotation, biological process: 'de novo' pyrimidine nucleobase biosynthetic process; pyrimidine nucleotide biosynthetic process. The transcript is spliced from 3 exons. Bases 1 to 1068 code for a protein of 355 amino acids. The record is from RefSeq and is a predicted model, not a curated record. Gene Ontology annotation, cellular component: cytoplasm. Lineage: Eukaryota; Fungi; Ascomycota; Sordariomycetes; Sordariales; Podosporaceae.
AUGAAAGACACCUACACCCUCCCCUCAGCAGCGGACAUGCACGUCCACCUCCGCAACGCCCCAGGCCCCAUCGCCUCCCUCGUCACGCCCACCAUCCGCCCAGCCGGCAUCGACACCGUCUUCGUCAUGCCCAACCUCGCCCCUGUCCCCGUCACCUCUGUCGACGCUGCUCUCGAGUACAAGUCCGCCUUGGAAGCCAUCGACCCAAGCGUCAAUUACCUCAUGUCUUUGUACCUUCACUCCUCCAUCACCCCCGAGGAGAUUGCCAACGCCAAGAAGGCUGGCAUUUCCGGUGUGAAGGCUUAUCCCAAGGGAGCGACUACCAACAGCCAAUGGGGUGUCGUGAGCUUUGAGCCUUUUGACGAGGUGCUCAAGGCUAUGGAGAAGGAAGGGAUUGUGCUGAACUUGCACGGGGAGGUGCCGAGUGAUAGCAAGGAGGGGGUUACGGUGAUGAAUGCGGAGAGCAGGUUCUUGCCUACGCUGAGGAGCUUGGUGGGCAAGUACCCCAAGUUGAAGAUUGUGUUGGAGCAUUGCACUACUGGGGAGGCGGUGGAGGCUGUGAGGGAGUUUGGGGAGGAUGUUGUGGGGACUAUUACUGCUCAUCACUUGAGCUUGCUGGUGGAUGACUGGUCCGCCAAUGUGCACCACUACUGCAAGCCCUCUGCCAAGUCCCCCGAGGACCGUCGGGCUCUUCUUCAGGCUGUUGUGUCCUCCAAGGGGAAGUUCUUCCUUGGUACUGACAGUGCUCCCCACGAUAUCUCCUCCAAGAAGGGCAAGGGCAACACCGCCGCCGGUGUCUUCACCCAGCCUUACGCCCUCGGCUACGUCCUCAAGGCUCUUGAGGAGGGCAUCGCCCGCGGUGACAUUUCCGACUCGGACGUCACUGACGAAGCUUUGGCCGGUUUCUUCUCCUCCUAUGGCCGCAAGUUCUACGGCUUGCCUCCUUCUGACAAGAAGAUCUUGCUGAAGAAGGAUGGUGCCACUGUUGAGGAGAGCUUGAAGAGCGAGCAGGCUGAGAUUGUGCCAUAUCGUGCUGGCGAGAAGAUUUGGAGUGUGGAGUGGCUUUGA